AUGGACUUUGCUUUUCAGCGUCAAGAUGAGACGGCUAUCUCUGAAACCACGAAGAUCGUCCCUCUAACAUGCCACGGCCACUCUCGUCCGAUCACGCACCUGUCGUUCUCUUCGCUACUCGCCAACAAUCCAUCAUCCGGCGCCUCACAAUUCUACAUCAUCACAGCCUGCAAGGACAACAAUCCCAUGCUCAGGGAUGGUCUAACUGGAGAUUGGAUAGGGACAUUUAUUGGGCAUAAGGGAGCAGUAUGGAGUGCUCGCCUCAGCGAUGACGCUACGUUAGCAGCUACGGGAAGUGCAGACUUCAGUGCAAAGGUGUGGGAUACUUUCACAGGAGAGACGUUGGCGACAUUACAGCAUAAUCAUAUUGUUCGAGCAGUGGCAUUUCCGCCAGGAAUCAGGACAGGAGUAGUGGCUACAGGCGGUAUGGAGAAGAAGCUGAGGGUGUGGGAUCUGGGUGCUGCGGUGGUGGGGACACCUGGUGGGACGGUCAAUGGAGUGAACGGUACCGGCAACACAAUGACGCCGUCGUAUGAGAUUGGUGAGGGCGAGCAUCAAGGUGCAAUCAAAAGUAUUGUCUGGACACGGGAUCCGAACAUCCUCGUUACGGCAGCAGACGACAAGAAGAUAAGAUGGUGGGAUCUUCGCAAUCGUGCCUGCAUAGCCACGUACGACAUUGAUGCCCUGCCCACAUCUUGCGAACUCAACAGCGGUCUGGACGAUACGCCGCACGGCACCCUGUCAGUAGCGGCAGGCAAGAACAUCUACUUCUUCUCCGGAUCGCAACCAGGACAGCUGUUAAAACAUAUCAAGACCGACCGCGAGGUGGCGAGUGUGGCGCUCAAUGGUGCACAGAGACGGUUUGUGACCGGAAGUCCGUCAGAUACGUGGGUACAUGUCUGGGACUAUGAUCUUGAGAGAGAGCUCGAGACGGGCAGGGGUCAUCAUGGGCCGGUGUGGACGACUGGCUUCAGUCCGGAUGGGAUGCUGUAUGCUACCGGCAGUGAGGAUGGUACGGUGAAGAUGUGGAAGUUCGCUGGUGGUGCUUAUGGGUUAUGGCGGUGA
Molecule: messenger RNA, 1065 nt
Organism: Recurvomyces mirabilis
Lineage: Eukaryota; Fungi; Ascomycota; Dothideomycetes; Mycosphaerellales; Teratosphaeriaceae
Exons: 2
Coding region: 1-1065 (354 amino acids)
Biological process (GO): spliceosomal snRNP assembly
Cellular component (GO): SMN complex
Molecular function (GO): protein binding; RNA binding
Source: RefSeq, a predicted model, not a curated record